CGGGUGUAACUGGUUGUGCUGUCUGUGUACUUCCGGCAGCCUCCAGACGGUUUCUUCUGCUUCCCGUACCACCCGGUUCAAAUAGCGGAUACGGAACCGGGGGCUAUCAGCCCAUCGGCCUCCGGGCCCUGCAGUCUCUAGCCAUGGACCGGGACCUUCUGCGGCAGUCGUUAAAUUGCCACGGGUCGUCUUUGCUCUCUCUGCUUCGGAGCGAACAGCAGGAUAAUCCACACUUCCGGAGCCUCCUGGGGUCGGCCGCCGAGCCAGCCCGGGGCCCGCCGCCCCAGCAGCCGUUGCAGGGCAGAAAAGAGAAGAGAGUUGACAACAUCGAGAUACAGAAAUUCAUCUCCAAAAAAGCGGAUCUGCUUUUUGCACUUUCCUGGAAAUCAGAUGCACCUGCAACUUCUGAAAUUAAUGAAGACAGUGAAGAUCAUUAUGCAGUCAUGCCACCUUUAGAGCAAUUCAUGGAGAUACCUAGUAUGGAUCGGAGAGAGCUGUUUUUCCGAGAUAUUGAGCGUGGUGAUAUAGUGAUUGGAAGAAUUAGUUCUAUUCGGGAAUUUGGUUUUUUCAUGGUGUUGAUCUGUUUAGGAAGUGGUAUCAUGAGAGAUAUAACCCACUUAGAAAUCACAGCUCUUUGUCCCUUAAGAGAUGUGCCUUCUCACAGUAACCAUGGGGAUCCUUUAUCAUAUUACCAAACUGGUGACAUCAUUCGAGCUGGAAUCAAGGAUAUUGACAGAUACCAUGAAAAGCUAGCGGUAUCUCUGUAUAGCUCUUCUCUUCCACCACACCUAUCUGGUAUUAAAUUAGGUGUAAUUAGCUCUGAAGAGCUUCCUUUAUACUACAGGAGAAGUGUUGAACUAAAUAGUAAUUCUUUGGAGUCCUAUGAAAAUAUCAUGCAGAGUUCCUUGGGAUUUGUUAAUCCAGGAGUAGUUGAAUUCCUUCUAGAAAAACUAGGAAUAGAUGAAUCUAAUCCGCCAUCUUUAAUGAGAGGCCUACAAAGCAAAAAUUUCUCUGAAGAUGAUUUUGCUUCUGCAUUGAGAAAAAAACAAUCUGCGUCUUGGGCUUUGAAAUGUGUGAAGAUCGGAGUUGACUAUUUUAAAGUUGGACGCCAUGUGGAUGCUAUGAAUGAAUACAAUAAAGCUUUGGAAAUAGACAAACAAAAUGUGGAAGCUUUGGUAGCUCGUGGAGCAUUAUACGCGACAAAAGGAAGUUUGAACAAAGCAAUAGAAGAUUUUGAGCUUGCGUUAGAAAACUGUCCAACUCACAGAAAUGCAAGAAAAUACCUCUGCCAGACACUUGUAGAGAGAGGAGGACAGUUAGAAGAAGAAGAAAAGUUUUUAAAUGCUGAAAGUUACUAUAAGAAAGCUUUGGCUUUGGAUGAGACUUUUAAAGAUGCAGAGGAUGCUUUGCAGAAACUUCAUAAAUAUAUGCAGAAAUCUUUGGAAUUAAGAGAAAAACAAGCUGAAAAGGAAGAAAAGCAGAAAACAAAGAAAAUAGAAACAAGUGCAGAAAAGUUGCGUAAGCUCUUAAAAGAAGAGAAGAGGCUAAAGAAGAAAAGAAGAAAAUCAACUUCUUCUUCUUCUUCAAGUGUUUCUUCUGCUGAUGAAUCAGUGUCUUCAUCAUCAUCCUCUUCCUCUUCUGGUCACAAAAGGCAUAAGAAACAUAAGAGGAACCGUUCAGAGUCUUCUCGCAGUUCCAGAAGGCAUUCAUCUAGGGCAUCCUCAAAUCAGAUAGAUGAGAAUAGGAAAGAUGAGUGCUACCCAGUUCCAGCUAAUACUUCAGCAUCUUUUCUUAACCAUAAACAAGAAGUGGAGAAACUACUGGGGAAGCAGGAUAGGUUACAGUAUGAAAAGACACAGAUAAAAGAGAAAGAUAGAUGCCCUCUCUCUUCAUCUUCACUUGAAAUACCGGAUGAUUUUGGAGUGUACUCCUAUCUAUUUAAAAAGUUAACUAUAAAACAGCCUCAGGCAGGUCCUUCAGGAGAUAUUCCAGAAGAGGGCAUUGUUAUCAUAGAUGACAGCUCCAUUCAUGUUACUGACCCUGAAGACCUUCAAGUGGGACAAGAUACGGAGGUGGAAGACAGUGGUAUUGAUGAUCCUGACCACGGGUAGGAUUAGGUUUGUGUGUGUGUAUGUGUCUUAGUUUUUAACAAAAAAGUUAAAAAGUAAAAAAAUUAAAAAUAGAAAAACACUUAGAGAAUAAGGAUAUAAAGAAUAUUUUUGUGCAGUUGAACAAUGAGUGCUUAAGCUAAGUGUCAUCACAAAAGAGUAAAAAUAUUUUACAAAAUUAAAAAUGUUUAAAGUUAAAAAGCUCGGCUGGGCGCAGUGGCUCAUGCUUGUAAUCCCAGCACUUUGGGAGGCCGAGGCGGGCGGAUCACGAGGUCAGGAGAUCGAGACCACAGUGAAACCCCGUCUCUACUAACAAUACAAAAAAAUUAGCCGGGCGUGGUGGCGGGCGCCUGUAGUCCCAGCUACUCGGAGAGGCUGAGGCAGGAGAAUGGCGUGAACCCGGGAGGCAGAGCUUGCAGUGAGCUGAGAUUGCGCCACUGCAUUCCAACCUGGGAGACAGAGCGAGACUCCGUCUCAAAAAAAAAAAAAAAAUUAAAAAAAUACAGUUAAAAAGCUCUAGUAAGCUAAGGUCAAUUUAUUAUUGGAGAAAUAAAGUUAUUUUUAUGAAUUUACUGUAGCCUAAGUGUACAUUGUUUAUCAUGUCUACAGUAGUGUAUAGCAAUUAGGCCUUCACGUUCUCUCACCACUCACUGACUCACCCAGAGCAGCUUCCAGUCCUGCAAGCUCCAUUUAUGGUAAGUGCCCUGUACAGGUGUGCCAUUUUUUUAAUCCAUUAUACCAUAUUUUUAUUGUACCUUUUCUAUGUUUAGAUUUGUUUAGAUACACAAGUACCAUUGUGUUACAGUUCCUAUAGUACUCAGUACAGUAACACACUUUACAAGCUUAUAGCCUAGGAACAAUAGGCUAUACCGUCUAGGUUUGUGUAAGUACACUCUUAUGAUGUUCACACAGUGACAGAAUCGCCCAAGGAUGCAUUCGUCAGAACACAUUCCCAUUGUUAUGCAAUGCAUGACUGUAUAAUGGUUUUAUGGAUUAAAUUUUGUAUGUAAUUCAACUGGAAAGUAUUUUUAUGGUAUUUUGGAAAUAAUAAAACAAUGACAAUUGAAAUCA
Symphalangus syndactylus (siamang) is the source of this 3179-nucleotide messenger RNA. RefSeq names its product tetratricopeptide repeat domain 14 (gene TTC14). Lineage: Eukaryota; Metazoa; Chordata; Mammalia; Primates; Hylobatidae. The record is from RefSeq and is a predicted model, not a curated record. Gene Ontology annotation, molecular function: nucleic acid binding; protein binding.